Messenger RNA from Vicia villosa (hairy vetch), 1677 nucleotides. RefSeq lists its product as uncharacterized. Bases 1 to 1677 code for a protein of 558 amino acids. The record is from RefSeq and is a predicted model, not a curated record. The transcript has 3 exons. Lineage: Eukaryota; Viridiplantae; Streptophyta; Magnoliopsida; Fabales; Fabaceae. Gene Ontology annotation, molecular function: zinc ion binding.
AUGGCUGAUUUCAAAUGGGAGGUGGGUUCCUACUUUAGUUCAAAGGAUGAUUUCAAAGAGGCAAUCACAUCAUAUGAUGUUCACAGUGGAAGAAACCUAAAGUUUACCAAAAAUGAUAAGGUAAGAGUGAGGGUAAAGUGUAAGGAUGGAUGUGAUUGGGAAGCCUAUUGUGCCAAAUCCUCAAGGGAAGCAACUUGGCAAUUAAGGAAGGUGAAUGAUGUACAUAGUUGCAGUAGGGAUUAUAAUGUGAAAAUGAUGACUACCAAGUGGCUGAGCAAGAGGUUACAAAACUCCUUAAAAAUCAAUCCUAGGAUGAAAAUCAAAGAUAUCGAGGCAAAGGCACAAAAGAAAUGGAAUGUAGGUGUGAACAAAACCAAAGCAAUUAGGGCAAGGGUUAAAGCAAGAGAUAUGGUUGAUGGAUCAUUCCUAGGGGAUUACACUAGAAUCUAUGAUUAUUAUCAUGAAUUGCUAAGAACAAAUCCAUGUUCCACAGUGAAGGUUGGUGUUGAACCAUCUCAAGAAGGCUCACAAAAUCAUUUUCCAUACUCCAAAAGGUUGUAUAUAUGCCUUGCAUCAUGUAAGCAAAGUUUUAAGUUUUCUAGGCAUGUAAUAGGGUUGGAUGGUUGUUUUCUCAAGGGGCUAUGUGGAGGGCAAAUACUAGCUGCUAUAGGUAGGGAUCCAAAUGAUCAAAUGCUACCUAUAGCAUUUGCAGUGGUAGAAGGAGAAAAUAGGGACAGUUGGACAUGGUUCUUGGAGUUAUUGAUUGAUGACCUUGGUGGAAAAAAUGAGUGCCUCACAUACACAUUCAUGUCAGACCAGCAAAAGGGAUUAUUGCCAGCCAUGGAUGAACUGUUGCCCAAUGUAGAGCAAAGAUUCUGUGUCAGGCACUUGUACAACAAUUUCAGGAAAAGAUAUUCUGGGAAGAUACUUAAGGAAAUAAUUUGGAGGGCUGCUAAGACUACUUAUGCUCAGGCCUGGGAAAGAGAGAUGAAGAGGAUGAGGCUGAUAAAUGAAGAAGCAUACCUACAUAUGAUGAAGACACCUCCAAGAUUUUGGAGUAGAUCUUAUUUUAGAGGGACUAAUAAAUGUGAUGCUGUAGUGAAUAACAUGUCUGAGUCUUUCAACAGUAUUAUUCUUGAGUCAAGGUCCAAACCCCUAGUGACCACGGUGGAGGAGAUCAGGACAUAUUGUAUGGAAAAAUGGGCAACAAAUAGAAUGAGGUUUCAAAAAUUGGCCGAUGAUGAUGUGUUGCCUAACAUCAAAAAGAAGGUUGAUAGAACGAGUACUUACACAAAUUCAUGGAUUGUGAGGAUGUCUGCUGAACACAUAUUUGAGGUUCAUCAUGUAGAAAACCCUGCAGAUAAAUUUGUUGUGAAUUUGAAGGAAUGUGUGUGCUCCUGUAGGAGGUGGGAAUUAACUGGACUUCCCUGUGUUCAUGCAUUGGCUAGCAUUAAAAGUAGGAACUUCAAGGUUGAGGAAUACAUCCCUGCCUAUUAUAGGAAGUCAAUGUACAUGAAAGUGUAUUCAUCUAUAAUUUAUCCUUUGAAUGGAUCAAAUCUAUGGGUCAGAACUGAAUAUCCAGAUGUGCUCCCUCCUAAGUAUAGGAGGAUGCUUGGAAGGCCUAAGAAAAGGAGAAAUUUGGAGCAAGGAGAGAUAGAUGGUUCUGACAAAAAAUGA